AUGUAUCAGCUCAAUGCUGUGACGUGUAUCGCAAUUGUUGUCUCUUGUGUUUCAAGGCAUUACAUUCUGCUGCAAGCUGCCUCAGCUACAGAGGAGCAGCACCCUGCAUGGGUUGGCCUGGUGGAGUCUAGAAUCCGACACCUGGUGGUAAAUCUGGAGAGACAUGUGUUGGUGACCCGGGCCCACAUUAAUGUCCAGUCUUACCCUGAAUGCAGCAAGGGCAACGCAACUGCACCAAUCAGAACCAAGUGGCUGAUUGGACUUGUCUUCAAUGAACAGGGGGGCAAACACCUGUCCAUAGACCUGACCCCCAAUCUCCAGCGCUUCAGUGACAUCGUCUACAGUGUGGCAAACCGCUGUCAGAUGUUCAGAGAGGGGAUGACCACAUCAGCUCGAUACAUGUCCCAGAAGGACUUCAGCUGGGAUCUGCCUCAGGAGCCUGGCAGAAGGGUUAUCAGUGAAGAACCGAAGCCCUCAGGGAGCCGUACCAUGGCGGCCCCUGCUCCAUCUGCGAUGAGUCACCAGGCGACAAAGAGGUCUCGCUCGCCUCACUCUGAAACUUCCACCAAGAAGUUUAAAUCUGAAGUGGGGCCAAGCAAGGGAGUCUCUCUCAGCCAAUCAAAGAGUGGAGGCCUCAAGAGACCCCACACUCCUGAGUCAGGGUCACCGAGCAAGAGGGUCAGAACGGUGCUGCUGAAGCCCACUUGAACCUGAAGCCAACUUGUCCCUGAAUGCAGCAAGGGCAACGCCAGUGCACCAAUCAGAACCAAGUGGCUGAUUGGACUUGUCUUCAAUGAACAGGAGGGCAAACACCUGUCCAUAGACCUGACCCCCAAUCUCCAGCGCUUCAGUGACAUCGGUAUUCAGCUUCAGCUGGGAUCUGCCUCAGGAGCCUGGUAGAAGGGUUAUCAGUGAAGAACCGAAGCCCUCAGGGAGCCGUACCAUGGCGGCCCCUGCUCCAUCUGUGAUGAGUCACCAGGCGACAAAGAGGUCUCGCUCGCCUCACUCAGAAACUUCCACCAAGAAGUUUAAAUCUGACGUGGGGCCAAGCAAGGGAGUCUUUCUCAGCCAAUCAAAGAGUGGAGGCCUCAAGAGACCCCACACUCCUGAGUCAGGGUCACCGAGCAAGAGGGUCAGAACUGAGCUGCUGAAGCCCACUUGAACCUGAACGAGAAGGAGAUGCCCCCUCAGC
This is a messenger RNA of Eleginops maclovinus (Patagonian blennie), 1192 nucleotides long. RefSeq names its product poly(A) polymerase alpha-B-like. Gene Ontology annotation, molecular function: RNA binding; poly(A) RNA polymerase activity. The transcript has 6 exons. The record is from RefSeq and is a predicted model, not a curated record. Bases 1 to 708 code for a protein of 235 amino acids. Lineage: Eukaryota; Metazoa; Chordata; Actinopteri; Perciformes; Eleginopidae. Gene Ontology annotation, cellular component: nucleus.